Messenger RNA from Owenia fusiformis, 2800 nucleotides. The record is from the annotation of a GenBank genome assembly. NCBI's taxonomy places the organism in Eukaryota, Metazoa, Annelida, Polychaeta, Sabellida, Oweniidae.
AGGAAGCUGUAUUAACCAGCGAUUUUACAUCUGUAGCAGUUUAUCGACACAUACAUUGAAAUCGGAGCACACCUGUUGCCUGUUAUGGUUUAUAGGGGUUGGUAAUCAUUGUAUCAGAAUCAUUUAGAAUUUAGCUAUUUAUCAUAUUCUAAAGAUCAGUGUCUAGAGUCGGCGAUCUGUGGAAUAGGUUUUCGGUCCUCUACUUUGGAUAUUCCAUUGUGGCCGUGGGGAUUUUGUUACACCGUGAACUCGAUGGAAAUUGAAAUGUGACAGAACCCGAUAUACGAGCUACUUACUUCGUACUGACGGGGAACAAAUCCCAUAACUAAUUGGAACUAGAAUUGGACAAGUCGAAGGUGUAAACCCGACAAUAAAACAAACACAGUCGACGAUGAAAUAAAAUAGCUAGAAUUGUGGAAAGUCGCGUUGUCCUCAUGGAUUAACGACAGAAGGGAUGGACGAUAAAAAACACAAUUGAGAUAUAUCUUUCUGCGAUUAGGUAAAUGACUCAAUCAGUCGCGGACAUCAAAAAGCAAUUGUAAGCCAUCACUUAUAAAUAAAAAUGGCCAGCAACUACAGUUGGAAUUACAGCUUGGACUACGGUCUAUCUAAUAUUACAUACAAUGGAUCACUUGGAUUUUCAAUUGAGGAUUCUUUCUCCGUUUAUCGUUUCGUGGCUAUCUCGACGGUUUUACUUCUACUGGCGUUUAUCACAAACUCAUUUUCGAUUGCCGCAAUACACAAUAUCCCAGGUGCUAACUCGUGCAGCCACAAGCUUUUCUUGAACCUCGCGGUGGCAGAGACUCUGAACGCUUUGGUAACAUACCUCGAAGUUGCGCCUCGUGUUAUGUGGUUGAAACUUGCGCAAGGUCAAAUAUCUCCAUAUACGUUCGUGAUGUUGAAGAACCUCCAGACAGUCCAGUUCAUUCUGUUCGCUUUUUUCUACUGCGCAUCUGGGAUCACCCUCCUUGAGUUGGCGAUUCUCCGAUUUGUAGCUAUUCGCUACCCGAUGUCAUACAGCCGGCUGUUUUCCAUCGAACGUUGGCCUAUUAUAAUUUCCUCUAUCUGGAUUGGCGCAAUAAUACUCGCUCUUCCUGGCCUUUGCGUGUUUGGCAAUUUUGGCAACAAAUGUGCAUUCUGGAAUUACAUCUGGCCGUGUGGUCUCAUCGCCAUCUUCAUUACAAUAUUCGUUCUCUAUGGAAUCGUCUCAGUACUUUUGGUUGCUAUGAGCAAAUCCCGUACAUGUCGUCAUCAAGAGGAAAAUAGAAAGGCCAUUGUUACGACCGUUAUUCUUAUCUGCUCACUGAUGGUCGUCGCUGUGCCGUAUAUCACCGUCAAGCUAUUGAGGUACCAUUAUCAUAGUCCGCUCAUCCAGACGAUCCAGGACAACUUCAUAUGUAUUCUACCCUACUUUAACUUCAUUUUCGAUCCCUUUGUCUACGGCAUACGCACGAAGGAUAUUCGUGACGGAUACGCUCAUCUCAACACAAUAUGCGGCUUGAAAAGCCGUACGCAGAGGUUUGCGAUGGUGAACAAUACUGUGAAUGGGACGAGUCAGACGAACUGUGAAAAGGCCACAGAAAUGGUAGAUAUGGUGGCUUUAUAAGUUGAGUCGUUUUGAAAAAAACGAUACCCAGGGAUGUUUUCCAGUGACAUGUUUUUCUUUGGACGCCUCUAUAUACGUCAUCCGUACUGGAUGUAUACGUCGUCCGUACUGGAUAUCCGGAAGGAGCAGGCUCAGCCCAGUCUUAUCUGAUAUGACAAAUGAAAAUGGCAAACCUCACGUGGAUUGUAUCUAGUGGUCAAUAGCACUAUAGAACUAAUGACUUAUUCUAGAUGGAGCCAUUUUGAAAAAAAGUAAUGCCAGUUGAUGUUAAAAAGUAUAUAAAUAAACUGACUUAAAGUGUUAGGACACUCAAAUUUCGUAGACCACAAAGCUUACCUAAUUGUAGUGAGCUAGGUAACAAAACAUCCCUCACUACAGACUUUAUCAUUUUAAGCUGAAGAUUAUUGACGUAUAUAUCCAUCGGUGCUCUAAAUAAAUUUGAUGGAUUGAUAGAUCCUUAAACAUGUCGAUGAUAUAGAAACACAUACGACAUUGUGACGAGGCUCUGAGGUAGACCGAGGUGGACGCAGGGACUGUCAUGUCCCAGCAUAUAUAAAGGAUGAAUGCUGCUUUGAUCCGACGUAAAAAUGUGUGUACAUAGUAUAAACAAGACAUAUUACGUAUUCGUGGAUGCAUGACCACUUAAUGGAAUACGUAUAAUAGCACAUGGCAAUAUAGUAUUAAAUGUAAGUCAAAAUGUCCAUGUUUGGUACUACAGUCUGUAAUUAAAUUGAUCAUGGCGAAUAAGCCAUGUAUUGUGAUUAAUCUGCAAUCAAAUGAAAUGGGAGUGUGGUAAAUAGUCAGUUGAUAUAUACCGUAUAUAUAUUCACGUUAAAAAUGGCUACGAUGCUUAUAGCAUAUCGUAUAUAUCACAUUCAGAAAAUGAAUAUGAUGCUUAUAGCAUACUGCAGCUAUACACUCGAAACAUUAGAGAGGUUUCGCACAACUUCGCAUGAGGGCGAAACUUCCCUUUUGACUCUGAGGAUGUACGAAAGUACACCAUUAUAAAGUACUAAUAGAGAGGUUAAAAUACGCUUAUUUUGGAGAAUUUGAACUGGGACGUGUCAGUUAUUGUUAUUACCCUCCUCUAAAUUAGUUAAAUAUUUAGUAAUCUGCUGUAUAAAUGGAUAAAAUGUUCGAAUUAGUCUAAUGCCUUGGUCACGUUUACUUCGAUUUUCACUACGGCUUCCGGCC